Vitis riparia (riverbank grape) is the source of this 1975-nucleotide messenger RNA. Its product is annotated as sodium/calcium exchanger NCL1-like. Gene Ontology annotation, molecular function: calcium ion binding; calcium:proton antiporter activity. The coding region runs from base 91 to 1824 and encodes 577 amino acids. Lineage: Eukaryota; Viridiplantae; Streptophyta; Magnoliopsida; Vitales; Vitaceae. The record is from RefSeq and is a predicted model, not a curated record. Gene Ontology annotation, cellular component: membrane. The transcript has 7 exons. Gene Ontology annotation, biological process: intracellular calcium ion homeostasis; calcium ion transmembrane transport.
UCCAAGCAUGAGGCAUGUUUUAAGGCAAUGUGGAAAAGAACAAGAAGACACCUAACAUAUUAGCUUCUGAUCACAAAGCCAAGUUCAGCCAUGGCAAAGAAGCAUACUCUCUUUCUUCUAGCUUUUCUCUUUCUCAUGAUGCUGAUCAAUGGCGGAAAGGGUCAGGGGGUUGCAGAUAACUCUGCCUAUGGUCUGGUCUCUGAUGGAGUUGGAGAGGUUCAGCAAUCAGCAUUUGUUGUUUUUAAGAAUUGGGCUUCAUCAGAUAGCUGUCACCAGACAUAUGGAUUCCUGCCAUGCACGACCACUGUGCUGGGAAACAUCUUCCUAAUCCUUGUGUAUGGUUACUUGAUGUUUAUUGCAGCCAAGUUUUUGUCUGAUGGAAGUGAGAUUCUGCUGGGAAUUCUUGGUCCUGGAAUUAUUGGUGGGCUUUUCCUGCCUGUGCUCAGUGCUUUUCCUGAUGCUGUUAUCAUCCUUGCAUCUGGGCUAUCUGGAAGCAAAGAAACAGCUCAAAGUCAGGUCUCAAUUGGUAUGGGCUUGCUAGCUGGAUCAACUGUUAUGCUUCUGACAAUACUAUGGGGAUCUUGCAUCAUAGUUGGCAAGUGUGACAUUGAAAAUUCAGUGGCUACUGAUUUGAAAGACACCAGAGGAUUCAGCUUAACUGGUUCAGGUGUUAGUACUGAUAUCUGGGCCAGCUAUGCGGCUCGGAUCAUGGUUAUAUCUGUUAUUCCUUUCAUUAUAGUCCAAAUAUCACAACUUCUCCAUACAACUUCGCAAGCUCGAUUAACAGUCUUGAUUUCACUCAUUGUAUCUCUUUCGUUAUUGCUUUCAUAUUGCCUUUAUCAGGUCUUUCAGCCUAGGAUUCAGAAGAGAAGACUUGCAUAUGCAAAGCAUAAACAUCUAAUGUCGGGAAUUUUAAAACAUUUGAAGUCCCAUAUCCUGGGAAGGCUCUUCACUAAUAACGGUGAACCUAAUACAGAAGCUAUAAAAAAGUUAUUUGAGACAAUUGAUGUAAAUUCGAAUGGGUACCUCUCUGUUACUGAUAUAAGAGCCCUGAUAAUAGGGAUCCAGUUUGAUGCAGCGGAUUUGGAUAUUGAUGAAACUGUGAGAAGUGUAAUGAAAGAUUUUGAUACAACGGGGGAUUCCCAAAUUGAUAUGAAUGAGUUUGUCAGAGGAAUGUCAAGAUGGCUUACUAAGGCUAAGCGUUCAGCAAUUCAUGCUGGAAGUGAUGGCAGUAAUUCCCUGUCAACAAGAUAUAUAAAUGACUUCAAUCUGCGAACAAGAGAGGAGCAGGAGAAGUUGGAGGAUCAGAAUGAAGAGGAGGAAGUGGAGAGCAUUAAAAAUCCCAAGUGGAAUGCCUCUAAAGCAGUAGCCAUUUUGCUUUUGGGCACAGUUGUUGCUGCUAUAUUUGCCGAUCCCCUUGUUGAUGCUGUUGACAACUUCUCCACUGCUACAAGCAUCCCUUCUUUCUUUGUCUCAUUUGUUGUUCUUCCUUUUGCUAGCUCCAGUGAAGCAGUAUCAGCCAUGAUCUUUGCCAGCAGAAAGAAGUUGAGGACUGCUUCUUUAACAUUUUCUGAGAUUUAUGGGUCAGUGACAAUGGGCAACAUCCUUAGCUUGUCUGUCUUCUUGGGUCUCAUCUACUUUCGCCAGUUGACAUGGGACUUCGCAUCUGAGGUGCUGAUUAUUCUGAUAGUAUGCAUACUGAUGGGAGUCUUUGCUGGUACCCGUACAACUUUCCCUCUUUGGACAAGCUUGAUGGCCUUCCUGCUUUACCCAUUAUCCUUGGUGUUGGUGUAUGUUCUUGACAAUUAUUUGGGAUGGUCAUAGACACAUUUUCAGUUCAAAGACAGCAAAAAGAGCAUCAAGGGUACACCCACAUUUUCAGUUCUUUUUUCAGUUGAUGACUAUAUAUGAAGCUCUACACCUGUUUGUAUUUGAUGUUUCAUUGCAUUUUCUUAAUAACUUCCAUUGAAAUUUA